CGCGGUUCACUUCCUCUUCUGAAAAUGGGGCUCACACACGCGCGUGCUCAUUUACGGCGCAGUCGGGCAUUUCUUUUCAAAACAGUGACAACGUUACAGAAACAGUGACAACGUUACAGAAACAGUGACAACGUUACAGAAACAGUGACAACGUUACAGAAACAGUGAACACUAUCCUCCAACCUUCCACUGUCACUGGCCCCGCAAAGAAAAAUGAGAGCGUUGUGACUUAUCCUCUUCAGUCGGAGCUGUUAGCGUGAAGGAAGCUAACGUUAGCAUUCCAAAAACAGGGACUUUUCCAGAGAAGUAUGGAAGUGGACGGUCGGGACUUUUUCAGCUCUCCUCCCGUGAAGACCGUCAGGUUUGGAGGCAGCGUCGUGGAAACGUUAGCUAAACAUAAACAGGGAGACUCGGGUGACUAUGAAUUGCUGAAACAUCAACUGGCUGACCCUGACAUAAAGGAUGCUCAGAUCAUCAACUGGCUACAAGAGUUUCGGAGCUGUGUGACCCAGCUAACAAAGGACCAUGAACAGCUCAUCUAUACGGUCCUGAGGCUUCCGUGGGUGGGCCGGAGCCAGGCCGUGGUGGAGGAGUACAUGGCCUUUCUCGGCAACCUGGUCUCGGCACAGACCGUGUACCUGUGUGCCUGCCUCAAGAUGGUGGUCUCCCACUUCACUCCCAAGAGAGUGACCAUCUGUGAAGGAGGAGUCGAUAUCUCAGAUUCAGAGGAUGAAGAUGAGGAUCUUCCUAGAAGCUUCAAUCAGUGUCACCAAGCGUUGCAGCUCAUCACCAGAUACGUUCCAUCCACAAGUCGCUUUCUGGUGCCCAUUCUGCAAGAGAACUUCCCCUUCGUGCAGAAAUCCUCCAGAACGCUGGAGUGUUACGUCCACAACCUCCUCAGAGUGACCACGUACAUACCAUCAAUUCGACGAGAUGUACUGGAGGUGAUCAUCGGAAUGAUGCUCAAACUGGAUGUGAGUGCAUCCCGGGCAGACAUUGAGGAGGCAGAAGAGAACACAGUGCAGAACCAGGAUCCGACUGAGGAGGGACUCUUCGACAUGGAUGAGGAUAUGUCAGCAGAUCACCCCUCCACGACGGCUGUGAUGGCCCACCCGGUGGCUGAGAGGCUGGACACCCUCAUGGCUGUUCUGAUGGCAUAUGUGAAGGACGUCUGUCAUGUAAAUGGCUCUCUCCACGUGGAAAGGACUAAGGAUCUGUACAAAGAUUUGUUGAGUGUGUUUGACAAGCUCAUUCUGCCAACACAUGCGUCCUGCCAUGUCCAGUACACGCUCUUUUACCUCUGCAGCUUCAGACUGGCCUUGGCUGAGGCCUUCCUGGAUCACCUGUGGAAGAUCCUGCAGAGCCCCUCUCAGCCUGCUGUCCUCCGGCAGGCUGCUGCCGGAUACCUGGGGAGCUUCCUGGCACGGGCCAAGUUCAUCCCCGUCCUCACGGUCCGGGCCUGUCUAGACCUGCUGCUCUCCUGGAUCCAUCGCUACAUCGACAGCCAGGACAGCAGUGGCACACAGGCCUACUGUGACAUCAGCCUGCACGGGCCCUUCUACACCGCCUGCCAGGCUGUCUUCUACACACUCAUCUUCAGACACAGAGCCAUGCUGGAGGGCAACAUGAAGAAAGGUUUGGAGUACCUGCAGAGUCUGAACCUGGAGCGGGUGGUGAUGUGUCAGCUGAACCCCCUCAAAGUCUGCCUGCCCUCAGUCACCAACAUGUUUGCUGCCAUCACCAGGAAGUAUCAGGUGGUGUUCUGCUACACCAUCAUAGAGAGGAACAACCGCCACGUGCUGCCGGUGGUCCGCAGCUCUGCAGGGGGAGACUCUGUGACCACCAACACCAACCCUCUGGACAGCUUCUUCCCCUUCGACCCCUACCUGCUCAGGAGGUCUGGCCAGCUGAUUGAGCCACUGUACCAGGUCUGGGAGGAACUCGCAGACACGGAGCUGCUCCCUGACAAAACAGGCCGACAGGGCUCAAGGGAGGACGAGGAUGACUUCCUGUGCGGGGAGACGCCCCAAGCGGAGGGCAUUGUGGGGAUGACACCCAACUCUUACGACUCCAACCUCCGCAGCCCGAGCAGUGUGGGUUCGCCCCCAAUCUCCUUCCAGAGACCCUUCUAGUCCCUCAUCACAGCCUCUCCUGUUCUGAUGGGCCGCCCUGCUUUUGAGACAAAGUCCAGAAGCUUGUGAGGAGCACACUUCCCUUUGGAACGGAGAGAGAGCUGCCACACAUGGACAGGAAUCUGGUGGUGCACGUUCCAUUCAUCAGGAUUCAAACACAAACUGAAGGACACACAAGAUGUGACUGAUCUCUUCUCGUACAACAAUACCCACCUGUGUUCAUUCAUUCUAAGGGAUUUAUAGGACUACUUUUUCAUGUUUAAUCAUGACAACGUGCUGUCAGUGUAGAAACUCCACUGAGAGCCCCAAACUGUACAUCUUCUGAUGAGGUAAGUUUGAACUCUACAUAGACUGCUGCAGACUGAGCUUUAGAAGGUGGUAUAUUGUGAGCAGUAAAAUAUAGUUUUGAAAUAAUUUUUUUGUGUGUAUUUAUGAAACUCAUCCUUCUAAAGCCCAGUACAGACUGCACAACAUUCACACACACCCUCAAGUCAGGCGUCUUUACCUCACACUGUCCCUGAUUUCAAUUCCAUGUUUGAUUUUCUCGCUUGUAGUCUUAGCACCUUGGAGACAAGUUCUGUACCAAAAUAAACUGCAAUAAACACAUUGAAUCCAGA
This is a messenger RNA of Dicentrarchus labrax (European seabass), 2749 nucleotides long. It is a transcript of the gene rrn3, whose product is annotated as RRN3 homolog, RNA polymerase I transcription factor. The record is from RefSeq and is a predicted model, not a curated record. Gene Ontology annotation, biological process: transcription initiation at RNA polymerase I promoter. The transcript is spliced from 17 exons. Gene Ontology annotation, molecular function: RNA polymerase I core binding; RNA polymerase I general transcription initiation factor activity. NCBI's taxonomy places the organism in Eukaryota, Metazoa, Chordata, Actinopteri, Moronidae. Gene Ontology annotation, cellular component: nucleus. The coding region runs from base 309 to 2132 and encodes 607 amino acids.